AACCACUGGACCGCCAGGGAAGUCCCUGGGUUUUUUCUGCUGAUGGAGCAGUGUCCUCAGUUAGGGGGUUGGGGAGCACACAGACCCCUGCACCCAAGUCUUAAGCAAGGAGGACUGUGCUCGAAUGUGAGGCUUAAAGAGUCUCUUGGAUGUCUUGGGGAAGUCAGGCCCUCGGAAGGAGGCUGGGGCUUGGGGUCCAGGUAAGAGAGAAUGGGGGCUGCCUAUGGAGGAGGAUGUGGGCUGGGAAAAAGUAGAUGGAUUCCAGGGAUAUUUUGGUGGCUGUUGGGACAUGGGAGGGGCAUACUGAGGUAAAGAGGUGAGAGUGAUAUCCAGGGCUGUGCCUGGGUGAUGGGCAGGGGAGCCUCGAGAUGGGAGUACAGAAGAGCAAGAUGCCGCUGCUGUCAGUCUGAUGUCAGUCUGGGAGUAGCUGAGUGUGAGGGCGCUUGUAGGAUUUGCAGGGGAACUGUCCAGGGGGCAGGUGGGAGCAGUAGACAGGGCAGGAUUGGAGAGAGAUGGGGGGAGAGACCAGCGAAGAGGCGGCUAGGGAAAUCGUGGGAGUGGUUAGGAUCUCCCAGGACAGUGCGGAUGGAGCAGAAACAGUGAGCUUUUGACAGGGCGCUGAGCCCCACAGGCAACACCGCUUAUUGAGAAGCUAUUUUGUGCCACGCUGUGGGGAUCUAGCUGUGACCAAGACAGAUCCAAAGCCCUGCCCUGGUGGAGUUCACAUUCUGUUGGGGAGAGACAAAUAACUAGACAACCAGACAAAUAACUAGAUGACUAGGUUAAGCAGCAACAUAGACAGUUAUGUUAGGUAGUGUUACCAACUAAGAAGAAAAAUAAGCCAGCAAGAAAUGUGGGCAGGAAGUGCCCAGGAGGGUGUGCAGGGGAGGUCCCGUGAGAGGAUGGCAUUUGAAUAAACAUGAGGAGGAGGUGAGGGAAGGAGCCAUGUGGGUAUCUGGAGGGAGAGCUUUCCAGGCAGAGCGAACAGCACAUGCAGAGGUCCCGAGUCAGGUAUGGGCCGCAACUUCAGGGAACAGGAGGAGGGCAAUGUGGUUGGAUAGGAGUGAAUGAGGCUGGGAGAGUGAUAGGAGUCGAAAUCAAGAGGAAAUUUUUGUUUUUUUAAAGGAGAUCAGUCAACAUCGUUAGUGAUUAGGGACAUGCAAAACAAAACCACGGUGAGAUACCACUUCCCAGCUAGUAGGAGACGUGCCAUGUGUGUCUCCUUACUGGUAAGCCAGCUUAUCUUUCCCUGACCUCUAUUGAUUAUUUUAGGCUCAGGAAAAAUAGGAGAGCAGACGCAAUCUUUCAAAGGAGGAAAGUAUGUAGAGGGGUUUCCUCAGCUGACUGGGAAGAGGAAGAAGAAAGCUGAUGUACUAUGAGAAGAGGAUGGAGGUGGGGGGAGUAGGUGGUAAAGCGUACGUACGUUAGUCCGGACUGAGCCCAUGCUGGCAUGGCAAUAUUUUUGGAUAUGCUGGGUUAAAAUGUAUUAUUAAAAUUAAUAGUCCAAGUGUUGGCAUGAAUGUGGAGAAUCUGGAACCCUUCUGCAUUGCUGGUGGGAAUGGAAAAUGGUGCCGCCACUGUGGAAAACAGUCUGGUGGCUUCUCAAAAAGUCAAACAUUGUUACCGUAUAAUCCAGCAAUUCUGCUCCUAGGUAUAUGCCCAAAGGAAUUGAAAGCAGGGACUAGAACGAGUACACGUACACCACGUUCAUAGCAGCACUAUUCACAAGAGUCAAAAGGUAGAGACAACCCAAGUGUCCAUCCACCGAUGAGCAGAUAAACAAAAUGUGACGGAGCCAGAGCAUGGAAUAUUAUUCAGCCACAAAAGGAAUGAAGUACUGAGACAUGCACAACGUGGAUGAACCUCGAAAACAGGACAAAAAGACAAUACAGAAAGGGUGACGCAGGAAAAUUAGAGAACUCCCUUCUUGGACCACGGCAAACAGAUGCGAACGCUGGGGUACUGCUGCCAGCUGGUGGGCGGGGUCCUGGUGGAACAAUGUCCUGCCAGGUCAGAAGUGGGGACACGCCUGCUGGCACUGUCCUCCCAACUCAGCCACUGCAGGACCGUCCUGCGACUCUUUGAUGACGUGGCCAUGUUCGUCUACACCAAGCAGUAUGGCCUGGGGGCAGAGGAGGAGGCCAUCUUUGUCCGCUGCGUGUCUGUCCUGGGCAACCUGGCUGACCAGCUCUACUACCCCUGUGAGCACAUCGCCUGGGCUGCCGACGCCAAAAUCCUCCACGUGGAGUCUGCGCCGUGGUUAACACUGAGCACAGCCCUCUGGGGCCUCUCCCUGCUCCUGGGGAUUGCUAGGUCCCUGUGGAUGGUCCUGAAGCUGAGACAGAGGCUGAGGAGCCCCCUGGCAGCCCUCACCAGCCGGCUGCCCCAGGGCAAGCGGAGGGACAUGGAGGCCCAGAUCCGGUCGGAGGCACUGACCGUGCUGAGCAACCUGGCUGACCUGGCCAACGCGGUGCACUGGCUGCCCCCGGGCAUCCUGUGGGCCGGCCGCUUCCCCCCGUGGCUGGUGGGCCUCCUGGGCACCAUCUCCUCGCUCCUCAGCAUGUACCAGGCAGUCGGGGCCGGCGGCCAGGCCUACGCCGCCCCUGACGGACCGGGGAGCCGGAACCCUGACGGCGGCCCUUCCCACGGAGCAGUGAUCGCCCGGGAGGAGCCAGGUCUUUAAUUGAGCAGAUCAAGGCCAGGUGUGGGGAGGUGCGGCCAGAGGAUGCGCAGAGCAGCCUGGGGCACGAGCCCCCAGAGGGGCAGGUGUGUGUGGGCGGAGCGGGUAGACCCCGAGACUCGGUGCAGUGGAACAGGCACCCGCAGGCCGGAGUCCUGUACCCAAAAGGCGAGCGGGGGAGCCGGGUUGGGAUGGCGAGCGCCAGGUGGGCCUGAAGAAAGUGAAAUGAGAAUCAAUUAAAGGCGGUGGUGCUGCUGCGAGGCCA
Messenger RNA from Orcinus orca (killer whale), 2945 nucleotides. RefSeq names its product peroxisomal biogenesis factor 11 gamma (gene PEX11G). The coding region runs from base 1946 to 2683 and encodes 245 amino acids. Gene Ontology annotation, biological process: peroxisome fission. NCBI's taxonomy places the organism in Eukaryota, Metazoa, Chordata, Mammalia, Artiodactyla, Delphinidae. The transcript is spliced from 6 exons. The record is from RefSeq and is a predicted model, not a curated record. Gene Ontology annotation, cellular component: peroxisomal membrane.